Molecule: messenger RNA, 717 nt
Organism: Dipodomys ordii (Ord's kangaroo rat)
Lineage: Eukaryota; Metazoa; Chordata; Mammalia; Rodentia; Heteromyidae
Product: H-2 class II histocompatibility antigen, E-S beta chain-like
Exons: 5
Coding region: 65-595 (176 amino acids)
Biological process (GO): peptide antigen assembly with MHC class II protein complex; antigen processing and presentation of exogenous peptide antigen via MHC class II; immunoglobulin production involved in immunoglobulin-mediated immune response
Cellular component (GO): late endosome membrane; MHC class II protein complex; lysosomal membrane
Molecular function (GO): MHC class II protein complex binding
Source: RefSeq, a predicted model, not a curated record
UCAGUAGAGAAGGGUACAUAGUUCUCACUGCACUCUUCUAACUAGUUCUCUCCUGAUCUCAAGCAUGCUGUGCCCGUGGCUCCCUGGAGGCUUCCAGAUGGCAGUUCUGAUGGUGCUGCUGAUGGUGCUGAGCCCUCCUGUGGCUUUGACCAGGGACCUUCAAUUUAAACCUAUGGUGACCGUGUACCCCACAAAGACUGAACCCCUGCAGCACCACAACCUCCUGGUGUGCAAUGUGCAUGGAUUCUACCCAGGCAACAUUGAAGUCAGAUGGUUCCGCAAUGGCCACGAGGAGAAGGCUGGGGUGGUGUCUACAGGCCCGGUCUUCAAUGGAGACUGGACCUUCCAGAUCAUGGUGAUGCUGGAGAUGACCCCCCAACAGGGGGACGUCUACACCUGCCACGUGGAGCACCCCAGCCUGGACGGUCCUGUCACCGUGGAGUGGAAGCCCCAAUCUGGAUCUGCGCAGGGCAAGAUGAUGAGUGGCGUUGGGGGCUUUGUGCUGGGGCUGCUCUUCCUGGGUGCAGGGCUGUUCAUCUACCACAGGAACUCAAAAGGGCACUCUGGACUUCAACCAGCAGGACUCCUGAGCUGAAGUGAAGGUGGACAGCUGGGAAGGCAGGACCUCUGCUCCUACCUCUCCUCAUGACAUCACUCCAGCUUGGCUCCAAUUCUUCAGAGAGAAGUAAUGCUAUCUCCGGACUUGGCUUCAUCCCU